Molecule: messenger RNA, 927 nt
Organism: Alternaria burnsii
Lineage: Eukaryota; Fungi; Ascomycota; Dothideomycetes; Pleosporales; Pleosporaceae
Exons: 5
Coding region: 1-927 (308 amino acids)
Source: RefSeq, a predicted model, not a curated record
AUGAAGGCUAACCUACCUCAUACCGAUGCCUGCGUUGAACUUGCUCUCCUCGAUGGCGGCAGCUUUUUAGGAGAUUUGAGCCGUAUGCAUGCUGGCGAAAACGGUACGUUUCGCAUGUAUAAUUGGGCAUUCUAUGUCUCGCACCAGGGAAGACAUAUACUUUGGGAUCUUGGGUUGGACGAGGACCGAAGUUGUUAUACUCCAUGGGUUAACAAAUUCAUGCUAGAGCAUGUCAAUCACGUUGGACCUAGGAGGACCAUCGUCCAGCAAUUAUCAGAAAGAGGCGUGUCUGCAGAAGAUAUCGAUACCGUAUUGUUCAGUCACGCUCAUUGGGACCACUCGCGACCCAUCAGCGAUGUAUUUCCGAAUGCAAAAGCGUACUUCGGUCCGGGAACAAGGGCAGCAUGCCAGCCAGGGCAUAUGAAGGAUCCGAGCCUGCAGUGGGAUGGCCGCUUCUUCGACCCGGAGCAUUCGACCGAAACAUGGGACGAGCUACAGGGUGAAUGGAGACCUUUUGGCCCGUUUGAGAGAGCGCUGGACUACUUUGGUGACGGCAGUUUCUGGGUCCUCGACGCGCCUGGUCAUAUGCCAGGCAACAUGGCUGCUGCAGCAAGACUGCAAGGCGGCGAGUGGGUGAUGCUUGGUAGCGAUUGCUGUCAUUCGCGGGAUCUGUUGGACGGCCUACGAGAAAUUGCGGAAUUUCAGGGACCAGGGGCAGUGAGCAUGUCUCUUCAUACAGAUCUCACUUCUGCGAGAGACACCAUUGCCAAGAUACGACAGCUGGAAACCAAUUUUGGUGUUCACACCGCGCUCGCGCACGACGCGUCGUGGUUGAAGCAGGGCACAGAUCAAGUGCUCAUGUCGCUGCUGGACAGCAAGAUGCGCGUCGCAGCCAAGGAGAAGAUACCGUUUGAUGAGAUACCAUAG